Messenger RNA from Eucalyptus grandis, 1865 nucleotides. Its product is annotated as vesicle-associated protein 2-2. NCBI's taxonomy places the organism in Eukaryota, Viridiplantae, Streptophyta, Magnoliopsida, Myrtales, Myrtaceae. Gene Ontology annotation, biological process: endoplasmic reticulum membrane organization. Gene Ontology annotation, cellular component: plasma membrane; endoplasmic reticulum membrane. The record is from RefSeq and is a predicted model, not a curated record. Bases 486 to 1595 code for a protein of 369 amino acids. The transcript is spliced from 8 exons.
CCCUCCCUCCCUCCCUCUCGUCCGCUCCCCCGCCCGCGUCGUUUCUCGAGUCCUUCUUCCGCCUCCUCGUCGCCGCCGCCGCAACGCCUCCGUCCGUCGGCCGGCCGCCUCGUAAACCGCGUCGUCUUUCCCGCGCUUCGCGGCGAGUUCGAGCCGGGUGGCCCCGUAAUCCGCCGGGUUUCCGUUUGGAAUUUCUUUUUCACUCCCGGCUUGUGAUCGCGCGGGGAUCGGGAGCUCUGUCGAGCGGGCUGAGUUCGAGGCGAGUCGGAAUCCGAGUCGGACGCGACUUGAUCCGAGAUUCGUGCGGCGAUUCCGUCUCGGCUCGGUUUUCGAAGCGGUCGACUUCGAGUUCGGGCUGUUGCGAUUCUCCUCGCUGGUGAACGCGCUUUCUUCGCCUUUUAGUCGUUAGGAGGAGAUCGGGGGAUUCCAUUGGUGGCUCUUGAUGCUAAGAAGAGUUGUUGUGAAUCUGGAUUCUCUGAGAGCACAUGGAGUGGCAGCUUCUGGACAUUCAGCCUCGUGAACUCAAAUUUAUAUUUGAGCUGAAGAAGCAAAGUACGUGUACCAUCCGACUCGUGAAUCGUUCUCGUCAAUAUGUCGCUUUUAAGGUCAAAACUACAUCUCCAAAGAAAUAUUGUGUUCAACCAAAUGCUGGAGUUAUUGCCCCAGAAUCUUCAUGCAAUUUCAAUGUUAAAAUGCAAGCUCAACGUACUGCUCCCACGGAUAUGAUAUGCAAAGACAAGUUCUUAGUCCAAGGAACUGUUGUUCCUCCUGGUACAACAGACGAGGACAUCACAUCUGCCAUGUUUGCAAAGGAUGAAGGCAGGUACGUAGAAGAGAACAAACUCCGGGUGUCCCUCAUCAGUCCGCCUCAUUCACCAGACUUGUCACCAAUCAAUGGGACAUUUACGCUGGGUCUAAAUGAAGCUUCAGUUAAAAAAGAGGAAGAACUGAGUGGAGUUGACUUCAUCAAGAUAUUAAACAAUGGGGACUUGCAUGUGGAAAAGGAUGUAAAGUCAGAGGAGAAAGGGAACCUAGCAGAGUUGAUUGCGAUGAAAGCGGCAAAAGAUGUAAAGUCAGAGGAGAAAAAUAACUUAGAGGAGGAGAUUGUUGUAAAGACAGCAAAGGAUGUGAAGUUAGAGGAGGAAAAGAACUUACCAGAGGAGACUGUGAUGAAAGCAGCGAGGGAUGUGAAAUCAGAAGAGAGAGAAAGCUUGGCAGAGGAGAUUGUGAUGAAGGCAGCAAAGGAUGUGAAGUCAGACAACGAAAACAACUUGGCAGAGGAGAUUGUGGUGGAGAAGGCAAAGGAUGUAGCAUCGCAGCCAUUUGUGACCACAAGUAUGGAGGAAGUGAGUUUAUCCAGAGAUGUGGUGGAGCCAAAGUCAAAACCAAAUGAAGUUGAAUCAAGACUCAGCGAGGUUGAAGCUACCAUUGCAAAGCUUAUGGAAGACAGGAGAUCGAACACUCAAGACAUAGCAUUUUUGAGAGAGAAACUAGCAACUUUGGAUAGUAAAAUUAAACAAGCAGGAUUCCCGCUUCUGUUUGUCGUUAUGGUGGCUAUGAUCAGUGCCACUCUCGGAUACCUUCUACAUUCUUGAAUCGGCAUCCCUCUUAUACAAAGUGAGGCAGGCUCAUACUUAGUGUGAUAGGAGAUAAAAAGGUAGGUCGUCACUUGUCAGAUUGCUUUGCUCUGGUCUUCAAUUGGUUGUCGAAGGCACAGAGAGGUAGUGGUAGCAUCAACACUUCUUAUCCGGUAUAGUUUGCUUGUUGUAGUCGCUGUGGCUGUAAAUGUGAAUUUUAUACGAACAGAAUUGCUUGGAAGCUAAAUUUAUUCUGGCAAGAGAUUCUGGAUAGCUAUUCGAUGACCA